This is a messenger RNA of Pimephales promelas (fathead minnow), 1351 nucleotides long. It is a transcript of the gene lrrc23, whose product is annotated as leucine rich repeat containing 23. The record is from RefSeq and is a predicted model, not a curated record. NCBI's taxonomy places the organism in Eukaryota, Metazoa, Chordata, Actinopteri, Cypriniformes, Leuciscidae. Gene Ontology annotation, molecular function: protein binding.
UGAGACUCAUGUUACUAUGGUAACGGAAUAAACACGGUUCAGCGCGAGGUGAGUGACAAAGAAAACCUGUUCAAAUCAACAUAUUGAAGUAAAUUAUUUUUUAAUUCAUGAAGUUUUUGUUUAAAACUGUAUGACUCAAGUUUCUUUUUGGUGCAAGUAACGUAUUGUUAGUUUAGUAUAAAGCAGGCUAAAGUAGCUUACUCGCCGUUGAUUUGACCGAAUUAAUUUUUACGUCAUAAGGUUUAUUUUAACACGUGAAAAGUCAAUCAACAACGUAACCAAGACAGCAGAAUAAUGUCAAGCUCUGAUGAAGAUGAGAUGUUGAAAGCAGGGUCUGAGGAAGAAGAGGUUGAGAAAAAGGAGAUUUCAAGACAAGAGGAUCAGCUUGAAUCCUGUCCACUAACCCAGGACAUGAUGGCGAAAAGCUUGUCCUUAUUGUGUCGCACAGGGAAUGGUCUGUCUCAUGCCUAUGUCAGACUUGACCUUAAAAGCAAGGGUCUGACAGACCUGGCCUUGAUCAGCCCCUUCAUCCAUCUGCGCUACUUGGACUUCUCCUUCAAUCGUUUGUCAGACUUCUCUCCAUUGGCCGACCUCACUCAGCUGCUGUGGGUGAAGGGAGACGGUAACCUGCUUCAGAGCUUCGAGGGUCAGCCGUUUGGUCAGCUCACUUACCUAUAGUGGCUCAGCUUUGCCAACAACCGCCUAAUUGAUGUUAAGGGCAUUGGAGGCCCAGCACUGGAAACCCUCAAUUUCACUGGUAAUGGUAUCCAGACCAUGCAGGGACUGGAAUAUCACAAUCUAACUAAUCUGGUGACUCUCGAGCUCAGAGGAAAUUGUUUGGAGACUACAGACGGCAUUUACCUGCCCAAUUUACGCAACUUGUAUCUGGCUCAGAACAACCUAAAGCGACUGAAGGGUCUGGAGAAGCUUGAGCAUCUCAAAACCCUUCACCUCAGAGAUAACCAGUUAGAGACACUAGAUGGACUCAGCCCUAACAUGAAAUGUCUCCAGUAUCUUAACGUCAGGGGUAACCUUAUAUCUUCUAUGAGGGCUUUGCGAAAUCUAGUGAGUGUUGGGCAAACACUGAAGGCCCUUGUGCUCUUGGAGAACCCUUUAGCGAAGACUGACGAUUACAGGAUGUAUGUGAUCUCACAUCUGUCCGAGCUCGAGAGACUGGACAAGGAUCCCAUCACAGCUGAAGAGAAGUCUGCGGCCCAGGAGAAGGAAUUUAAUGAUGAAUAUGCUGAAGAUCAAGAGGAUAACUAAAUAGGCUGUGCUACAUUGAAAUGUACUUGUAAAUAUAAUUUUAUAUUCAAUAAAGUUUACUAUAAAAAUGGUUUCCUUUCAUGCA